Benincasa hispida (wax gourd) is the source of this 1606-nucleotide messenger RNA. Its product is annotated as Protein kinase superfamily protein. Gene Ontology annotation, biological process: phosphatidylcholine biosynthetic process; phosphatidylethanolamine biosynthetic process. The record is from RefSeq and is a predicted model, not a curated record. Lineage: Eukaryota; Viridiplantae; Streptophyta; Magnoliopsida; Cucurbitales; Cucurbitaceae. Gene Ontology annotation, cellular component: cytoplasm. Gene Ontology annotation, molecular function: ethanolamine kinase activity; choline kinase activity.
AAUCUAAAUUUUGCGGCAAUUUUCGUUCUCUAUGUUUGAACUCGAAAAAAAAAAAAUUCUACAAAUUUUCUCUGGUUUUCUCCUCUCUUCUCUUUUGUAUUUUACCGCGAGCAAGCCAUUUAUUAAGCUUCCAUCGGUGGGAGGCUCUUGGUGGCGUUGUUCUGCAGAAUCAAAAUCUCGGGAAUUGCUUGGAAACUCUCUGUUCUUCAACCUUUUCUGAUUCCUCAUCGGUUCAUUUCUGCUAAAAGAUCGGAUAAUUUCACCUGAAGAAGUUUGUUGUGAUAGUGAUUUUCUUUAGAAAUUGGUUUAAUUAUGGUCACAGUGGAGAAUGCAACAAAUAAGAAAGAAGAGCGUCUACCUCGAGAAGCAAGGGAGAUUUUGCAGUCGUUGGCUACCAAAUGGGGAGAUGAAAUUGAUCCAAGUGCAUUGCAAAUGAUUCCUUUGAAGGGAGCCAUGACCAAUGAGGUCUUCCAAAUCAAGUGGCCUACUAAGACAGAGGAUGUUUCUAGAAAGGUUUUGGUUAGGAUUUAUGGUGAAGGUGUGGAAGUGUUUUUUAACCGAGAAGAUGAGAUAAAGACAUUUGAGUUUAUGUCAAAGCACGGACAGGGACCUCGGCUUUUAGGGCGAUUUUCAACUGGUCGAAUUGAAGAGUUCAUCCAUGCAAGGACAUUAUCUGCUGUGGAUCUACGUGAUUCAGAAAUAUCUUCUCUUAUAGCCGUUAAAAUGAAGGAGUUCCAUGAUCUUGAUAUUCCAGGUCCGAAGGAUGUGUGCUUGUGGAAUAGGUUGCGAAAUUGGCUUACUGCUGCCAAAAAAUGUUCCCCACCUGAAGAAGCCAAAGCCUUUCGCUUGGAUUCUAUGCAAGAAGAGAUUUCUCUAUUGGAAAAGGACCUCUUGGGUGAUCAUCAAAGUAUAGGUUUUUGCCACAAUGAUCUACAGUACGGAAACAUAAUGCUAGACGAGGAGACUAGAUCAAUAACUAUAAUCGAUUAUGAAUAUGCAAGUUAUAAUCCCGUAGCCUUUGACAUUGCAAAUCACUUCUGUGAAAUGACUGCUGAUUAUCAUACAGAUACUCCACAUGUUUUGGACCACACCAAAUAUCCUGGUUUGGAGGAGCGUAAAAGAUUUGUGCAAAUAUAUCUGAGCGCUUCAGGUUAUCAACCCACUGAUGCUGAGGUUGAGCAAUUAGUCCAAGAUGUCGAGAAGUAUACUGUUGCUAGCCAUCUUGUUUGGGGCCUCUGGGGAAUUAUAUCGGAGCAUGUGAAUGAUAUCGACUUUGAUUAUAUCGAAUAUGCGAGGCAGAGGUUUGAGCAAUAUUGGUCUAGGAAACGUGAUCUUCUGGGAAAGGAGAGAAUGACUCGUGUUUAGUUGGGUGAGUUUUUGGUUCCAUGUGAAAAUAGGUAGGAAAAUUUGUUUAUGGUUUUGAAGGUUCCAUGUAAUGUAAGGUGUUAUGAUUCCUUUAUUGACUUUGUGAAAAACUGUUGUAUUUGACCUCCCAUGUUGAAGGGUCGCUCCAUAUGAUUGUUGUGUAAAAGUAAAUGAACAAAGAAAUUUUCUGCCAGACCAAGAAUCUGAAUCAGGAUGAUGUUAAUAAAUCCACUAAUAUGCA